This is a messenger RNA of Rotaria sordida, 948 nucleotides long. NCBI's taxonomy places the organism in Eukaryota, Metazoa, Rotifera, Eurotatoria, Philodinida, Philodinidae. The record is from the annotation of a GenBank genome assembly.
AUGGCUGAUUCACUCGUACAACUUGCUAUUCAAUUGAUAUGUACUAUUGUUUCCACUAUCAUUGUCAUCGGGAUCAUAGGUAAUUCAAUCAAUAUUGUCGUACUUUCGCGAUCAACAUUGCACAAUCAUGCUUGUUCUCGUUAUUUUCUAGCUCUUGCUGGUAACAAUCUUUUCUUAUCAAGUGCAUUUCUUAUUAAUCGUCUACUUAUUACUGUUUAUCAAUUGGAUGUGACCAAAAUAUCACUUCUAUCAUGUAAACUUAUUCAAUAUGUUACUGGUAUAUGCGUAGUUAUAUCACCUUAUUUUAUUGUGCAUGUAUCAAUUGAUAGAUAUUGUGCAACACUUUGUUACAUAGAUUAUCUGGUAUUCAUCGAUCUUCGACAAGAUGAUUCUCUUGGAUGUGCUAUACGAGGUGAUAUAAUCUACAAAAAAAUAUAUUCAAUCACACAAUUCAUUGUUUUUGCUAUUAUUCCACCAUGUCUUAUGGGAUUUUUCGGUGGAAUGACUAUUUAUAAUAUGAAACAUAUAUAUUUACUUCCAAGAGUAGCUAAACGUUAUUGUCGAACUGAAAAUCAACUUGGUCGAAUGCUUCUUCUUCAAGUUGACGCUUAUAUUUUACUUACACUUCCGUUAUCAAUUUCAUAUUUAAUAUUAGUUUUACCAAAUUCAUUUAAAAUUACAACACAAUUUCAAUUUAUGUAUUUAAUAUGUCAACUUUUCUAUUAUUUAUCUUGUGUUACAAUUUUUAUCUUAUAUUUUUUUUCAGCUAAUAUAUAUCGAAAUGAAUAUAUUCGAUUAAUAUAUCAAAUGAGUCGAAUUUAUCGUGAAACUCGUAUUCAUUUAACAAGAACUCGAAAUAGUAUUCUACCAAUAACUACUACAUCGAAUAAUACACGGGCUCUAGCAUCUAAUUCUACAAGACGUAAUGCAUCAAUACAAAAACAUUAA